Molecule: messenger RNA, 1887 nt
Organism: Phytophthora sojae
Lineage: Eukaryota; Oomycota; Peronosporomycetes; Peronosporales; Peronosporaceae
Exons: 1
Coding region: 1-1887 (628 amino acids)
Source: RefSeq, a predicted model, not a curated record
AUGCGCAGCUGCUGGACGCUGGCCGCGGCCGCCGCGGCGCUCGCGGAGCUCUGCGCCGCCUCGGGCGCCGUGUCGGUCUACAACAUCAGCGACCCGACGUACGGCACCUGCCGCCUAAAGGGCAUCUCUGAGUCGAGCGACAAUUUCAAGUACUACGCGUCCGUGCCCAGCACCGACUACUCGCUGAACGAGGCCUGCGCGCGCUGCAUCACCAUCACGCGCGACGACGACUCGACCAAGAGCACCACGGCCUACGUGCUGGACGUGUGCGACGGCUGCGAGUCGGGCUCGCUCGAGCUCUCGGCCGACGCCAUGACGGCGCUGGACAUCGAGACGACCGACUCGAGCACCAAGGUCUCGUACAAGUUCAGCACGUGCCCCACGUCGCUCAUGUCGGGCGACAUCAAGGCGUGUCUGAUGGAGGGCGCCUCGGCCACGUACGUGCCGCUGCAGUUCUACAACUCGCAGAAGGUCAUCACGGCCGCCACCAUCGCCGGUGUCAACGCCACCAGCACGUCGGCGAGCUUCCUGUACUCGGCCAACUCGGGCUCGUCGUCCAGCACGUGGUACAAGAACCUGGACUUCUCGGUCACGUCGGACGACGGCGAGACCCUGAACGGCACGUUUGCGUUCACCAGCACGUCCGGAUGCGCCACGUCCAGCGUUCAGUUCAACUCGGCGUCGACGGCGGACGGUGUCGACGGAAACACCAGUUCGUCGUCGAGCUCGUCCAACGGAGCGGUUAUCGGCGGCAUUUGCGGCGGAGUCGGUGCGUUGCUCAUUAUCGUGGGGUCGGUUAUUCUCAUCCGACGCCGCAACCGUGCGUCCAAGGACCUGACCGACCCUGCGAACGACGUGGAGAACCAGUACCUGUCCCCUACGGCGAAGGCCGCUCCGGCGGGCGCCUCCACUUUCCAUUCGGACAAUGACGACAACCACCGACCUGCUUCGCCGACCGUGGACUACGCCGAGUCGUUCUCCCCGGCUGCCAGCUCCAAGGGCCCCAGCUCGCACUUGAGUGACACGAGCUCGCACGCGCCUGCACCCGAGUUGAACGCCGUCCCCGCUGCUGUUGUCGCUGCCUCGAUGGCUGUCGACUCGCUGUCGUCGCCCGUUGCGUCGGACCACUCGUCGGUUCCGUCCUCGCACGACUCGGACCGUACCCCGUCGCCUGAACCUGUGUACGUUCCCCCGACGUACGCGUACAGUAACAGCAUGGCCACCAGCCCUCGUCGCUCCACUGUGUCGAACGUCAAGGCUGCUCCUACGCUCGCUGCACCGGUUGUGCCUCGGUCGGGUUCCGGUUUCGGCCAGUACGACGAGAAUGACGAGGAACGCUCAAGCUUCGAUGUGGACGACAUGCGGGAGUCUGAGGCCCGUGCUACGUCUACGGGCGGCGACUCGCGUCGUUUUGGCUCGCAGGCGUACCAGCCGUACAGUGCCGCUGACCCGUACGCCAACACGGUGACGUCUCCCCAGAGCUACGUCCCAGCUACCAGCCUGCGCCGCCCGAGCAAGCAGAACUCGAUGAGGUCCAAUGGCCGCGAGUCCAGCCGCUACAACAACGCGUCGGUGCUCUCGAGCGCGGACAGCUACGCGUCGACGGCACCGCGCAACACGAACGCGUCGUUGCUGUCGAAUAACACGGCACUGCAGUCUGGCAGGUCGAACGCCCCGCCCGCGCAGGACAACUACUCGUACAGCUCGCGUCCGAGUGGACCGGCCACGGACUAUUCGACGCGGGACAGCUACGCGUCCAACCCGAUGGCGCAGAACACCGAUCUGUCUGCGUCGCAGCGCAGCAGCGGCUACAGCCGAGAAUCCCUGAACAUUCUGGGCUACCCGUACUCCAAGAAGAGCGGACGACACCACAACACUACAGGUUAG